AUGUCUCAUCGAAAAGCAUUAACUUUGGAAGAAAAAAUUGCUUUCAUCAAGGAUAAUCAAAAUGCUCAUGGUUUAUCAGUUCGCGAACUGGCUGAUAAUUAUAAAAUAUCAAAAAGUAGUGCUGCCAAUAUUCUUCGUCGAAGUGAAGAACUUUUAGCUGAUUAUUCUUCGAAUUGUAAUAAAGGUAUUAAACGCAAAUCCAAGGACGAAAAUAGACAAAAAAUCGAUGAACUUGUCUUCGAAUGGUUCACUCAACAACGUGCUAAACAAAUUCCUAUUUCUGGCCCCAUUUUACAAGAAAAAGCAAGACAAGCUGCUGAACAAUUAGGUUAUACGUCAGAAACAUUUAAAGCAUCAAGCGGUUGGCUUGAAAAGUUCCGCAAUCGUCACGCUAUUUCAUUUCGCACAAUUAAUGGUGAAAGUGCUUCAGUGGAUAAUUCCACAGUCGAGGAAUGGACACCGCGACUUUCAAAAAUACUUGAUGGAUUUGAUGAAAACGAUGCUUUCAAUGCAGAUGAAACGAGUUUAUGUUAUCGUGCAACACCUGAUCGCUUAUUGGUCAUAUCCAAGGAAGAAUGUAAAGGUGGAAAGAAGAGCAAAGAAAGACUCACAGUUUUACUGUGUUUAAAUUUGGCUGGGACGGAAAAAUUAAAACCAGUGGUAAUCGGUAAAAGUCAACGUCCUCGUUGCUUCAAAAAGAUUACUACGUCGAAACUACCUGUCAUCUGGCUGCCAAAUCGAACUGCUUGGAUGACUUGUAACUUAUUUACUGACUGGCUCAUCACCAUUAAUAAUCAAAUGAAAAAAAAGAAUCGAAAAAUUCUUCUUUUCAUCGACAAUGCUCCAUGUCACGUAAUUAAUCAUGAUUUAUCAAACAUCAAAAUUGUCUUCUUUCCUCCAAAUACCACGUCCAAGUGCCAACCACUUGAUCAAGGUGUUAUUCAUUCGUUUAAAUGUUAUUAUAGGCAAAAAUUAGUUAAACAUAUAAUUUCUCAAUGUGCUCUAGCUCAAACUGCUGAUCAAAUAUCAAUUACUGUCUUAGAUGCAAUUAAAUGGAUUGAUUUAUCAUGGAAAAAUGUUACGGAAAAUACAAUUAAAAAUUGUUUUCGUGCUGCUGGUUUUAUUCGUUCUUCUUCUACGCCUUCAUCGUCUAUGACGAAUAUGGAUAUUAUUGUUGAAACGUAUAUAGAAUCAAACAAUUCUGAUAAUCCUUUACAACAACUUCAUUCGUUAUUAGUUCAUCGUCGUAUUGGUGGUUCACAGUUAACAGCUGCCAAGUUUGUAAACAUUGAUUCCUGUAUUCCAACCUUUAACGAGUGGGACGAUUCUGAACAUCCUAAAACUUAUAUCCAAGUUACUCAAGAUGAUAACGAAGAAGAAGAAGGAGAAGAAGAAGAAGAAGCUUUAUUAGAACAACCACCAAAUUUAUCUGAGGCACUCGAAAUUAUGAAAAAACUUCAUCUUUUUGCUUCUAUCGAACAACCUCAGCUACACAAUCUUAUAUCUGAUCUAGAAUCGCAAUUAACUGAUAUUUAUCUUGAUUCAAAAGCGGUUAAAUAA
Molecule: messenger RNA, 1560 nt
Organism: Rotaria socialis
Lineage: Eukaryota; Metazoa; Rotifera; Eurotatoria; Philodinida; Philodinidae
Source: the annotation of a GenBank genome assembly